UUACAAUUCUCCACUCCACACCAAACACGAGUAAACCCUUUUUCUUCUUACGAGUCCCUUUCAGUUUCACCCUCCAUUUAUAUAGCUCCUAAGAGUAGAAAAAGGUGCACGCGACCACAAUACCACUGAGAGCUUUGCUUGUUGCUGAGUGGAUAAUCUAAGUACCUAACAUGUCAAACAUAGACAUUGAGGGGAUCCUAAAGGACCUUCCUAAUGACGGACGUAUUCCAAAAACAAAGAUUGUAUGCACCCUGGGCCCGGCUUCUCGGUCUGUGGUUAUGUGUGAGAAGCUACUGAGGGCAGGAAUGAAUGUUGCCCGUUUCAACUUCUCUCACGGGACCCACGAGUAUCAUCAAGAGACAUUGAACAAUCUUCGGAUUGCCAUGCAAAAUACUCAAAUCUUGUGUGCAGUGAUGCUCGACACCAAGGGGCCCGAGAUUCGAACUGGAUUUUUACAAAACGAGAAACCAAUUCAACUCAAGGAAGGCCGGGAGAUCACGAUAAGCACCGAUUACACCAUUAAAGGAGACGAAGAAACCAUAUCUAUGAGCUACAAGAAAUUACCCGUUGACUUAAAGCCCGGCAACACAAUCUUAUGCGCAGAUGGCACCAUCACCUUAACCGUUUUGUCAUGUGAUCCAGCAUCUGGGACCGUUAGAUGCCGCUGUGAGAACACAGCCAUGUUAGGUGAGAGAAAAAACGUGAAUCUUCCGGGUGUGGUUGUUGAUCUUCCUACACUAACUGAAAAGGAUAAAGAAGACAUUCUUCAAUGGGGCGUUCCUAAUAAUAUUGAUAUGAUUGCGCUUUCGUUUGUCCGUAAGGGAUCUGAUCUUGUGAAUGUUCGCAAAGUUCUUGGCCCGCAUGCCAAGAAUAUUCAGUUGAUGUCAAAGGUUGAGAACCAGGAAGGAGUAGUAAACUUUGACGAGAUCUUGCGUGAGACCGACUCAUUCAUGGUUGCUCGUGGUGAUCUGGGAAUGGAGAUUCCAGUCGAAAAGAUCUUCUUGGCCCAAAAAAUGAUGAUCUACAAAUGCAAUCUAGCUGGAAAGCCCGUUGUAACUGCAACACAAAUGCUCGAGUCCAUGAUCAAAUCACCCCGGCCCACCCGUGCUGAAGCCACUGACGUGGCAAAUGCGGUUCUCGAUGGAACCGAUUGUGUCAUGCUUAGCGGUGAAAGUGCAGCCGGUGCAUACCCUGAAAUAGCCGUCAAAACCAUGGCCCGCAUCUGCAUUGAAGCCGAGUCGUCUCUCGACUACGGAGUCAUAUUCAAGGAGAUGAUAAGGUCAACCCCGCUGCCAAUGAGCCCGUUAGAGUCGCUUGCAUCAUCUGCGGUUAGAACGGCUAACAAGGCUCAUGCGAAACUCAUUGUGGUUCUAACCAGGGGUGGAUCCACAGCCAAGUUAGUAGCAAAGUACAGACCCGCGGUUCCGAUAUUGUCAGUGGUGGUGCCUGUUUUGUCGACUGACUCGUUUGACUGGACCUGUAGUGACGAGGCUCCAGCUAGGCAUAGUUUGGUUUACAGGGGAUUGAUUCCGCUUCUUGCUGAGGGGUCCGCUAAGGCUACUGAUGCUGAGUCUACGGAGGUGAUUUUGGAAGCUGCUUUGAAAUCGGCAACUGCGAAAGGGCUGUGCAAGAAGGGUGAUGCUGUUGUGGCACUCCACCGUAUCGGUGCUGCAUCUGUCAUCAAGAUUUGCAUAGUCAAGUAAGGUAAGAUAAUCAAAGUUGGCAUAUCAAUUGGUUUUGUAUUAGUAUCUUGAAGCAUGUUAUGUUUUGAUGUAUUGGAUUAUGAAAAGUCUGUGACCAUGGACUAGUUUUGUGUUUGGAUCUUAACUUUAAUUAAUCAUCAAUGUCUGGGCCAAAAAGUGGGUUUGGUUGAACA
Molecule: messenger RNA, 1876 nt
Organism: Helianthus annuus (common sunflower)
Lineage: Eukaryota; Viridiplantae; Streptophyta; Magnoliopsida; Asterales; Asteraceae
Product: pyruvate kinase, cytosolic isozyme
Exons: 4
Coding region: 171-1703 (510 amino acids)
Biological process (GO): glycolytic process
Cellular component (GO): cytoplasm
Molecular function (GO): magnesium ion binding; potassium ion binding; pyruvate kinase activity
Source: RefSeq, a predicted model, not a curated record